Beta vulgaris subsp. vulgaris (sugar beet) is the source of this 1276-nucleotide messenger RNA. Its product is annotated as aquaporin PIP2-1. The transcript has 4 exons. The record is from RefSeq and is a predicted model, not a curated record. Gene Ontology annotation, molecular function: water channel activity. Gene Ontology annotation, cellular component: plasma membrane. Lineage: Eukaryota; Viridiplantae; Streptophyta; Magnoliopsida; Caryophyllales; Amaranthaceae. Bases 123 to 977 code for a protein of 284 amino acids. Gene Ontology annotation, biological process: transmembrane transport.
UCUUACCAUCACUCCACACAAACAAUCCAUCAUCACUUCACUAGUCUCAUUAUAUUCUUCUCUCUAUUUUGUAACACUUUAACAUUUUUGAGGAAAAUUAACUAAUCAAUCUUGCAAAAAAGAUGGUGAAAGACAUAGAAGUUGGAGGAGGAGAAAGAAGAGAGAUAGCAAAAGACUAUCAAGACCCUCCACCAUCACCUUUGUUUGAUGGAGAAGAGUUGGGAAAAUGGUCAUUUUACAGGGCUUUAAUAGCUGAGUUUAUAGCAACAAUGUUGUUUUUGUAUAUCACAGUGUUGACUGUGAUAGGACAUAAGAGUAGUACUGUUACGGAUGAUUGUGGUGGUGUUGGCCUUCUUGGUAUUGCUUGGGCCUUUGGUGGCAUGAUUUUUAUCCUUGUUUACUGCACUGCCGGUAUUUCUGGUGGACACAUAAACCCAGCAGUGACGUUUGGGCUAUUGUUGGCCAGAAAACUAACACUACCAAGGGCCAUUCUAUACAUGGUAGCUCAAUGCUUGGGAGCCAUAUGCGGUGUUGGCUUUGUGAAGGCCUUCCAAAGCGGAUUGUACAACCUCCAUGGAGGCGGCGCCAACACCUUACAAGAUGGCUACAGUAAGGGCACUGGUUUGGGUGCUGAAAUUAUUGGCACUUUUGUUCUUGUCUACACCGUCUUCUCUGCCACUGACCCUAAACGCAGUGCCAGAGAUUCUCAUAUUCCUGUAUUGGCCCCACUUCCUAUUGGAUUUGCAGUGUUCAUGGUUCACCUAGCCACCAUUCCGGUGACUGGUACUGGUAUCAACCCUGCUCGAAGUUUCGGUGCCGCUGUCAUUUUCAACAGUAAACAAGCUUGGGAUGACCACUGGAUUUUCUGGGUCGGACCAUUUAUUGGGGCUGCCAUUGCUGCUAUCUACCAUCAAUACAUCUUAAGAGCCGGAUUCGUGAAGGCUCUUGGAUCUUUCAGAAGCUCGUCCAAUAUGUAAUCCAUCGUAAAACUUAUGCAAUAUUCCUCAUCAAAAGCAUGUUUUUGGCAUGAAGAGGAUAUUAUUUGGUGUGAUUUGUAGUUUUCCGAUUUGCCUAAAGAGAGGAGUUGAGGUAUCACAAAGAUGUAUAUAAGAUUUUAGUUUCCAUUUGGUGGGAAGAGUUAGUUCUUGUUGGUGUGUCUUGGCACUUGUUUUCAUUAUGUGCCUCUAGUGGGUGUCAAUCUCUAUUUUCUAUUGUUCUUGUUGUACUCCUGGCUUUAUUUAAAUAAGAAUAAGAGCAUGUGGAAGUUUUUCUCUUA